Messenger RNA from Laccaria bicolor S238N-H82, 1671 nucleotides. RefSeq lists its product as uncharacterized. The transcript is spliced from 7 exons. Bases 1 to 1671 code for a protein of 556 amino acids. NCBI's taxonomy places the organism in Eukaryota, Fungi, Basidiomycota, Agaricomycetes, Agaricales, Hydnangiaceae. The record is from RefSeq and is a predicted model, not a curated record.
AUGGCCAAUGUUGUCAAAUAUCUUGGGACAAGGGUGCUAAAGAUCUUGGGACCCUCAACCCAAGAUCUUGAGCCUCAGGUGAAAGAUCAGCACUCAAGGCUGCUAACUGGCAUCAAAUUUGCCCCACCCAUUCCUGCACCACCAGAGUCCACAGGAAUUGGACCAGAAUCCACAGGAAUCCACCAGAAUGGGACCAGAAUAGAACUGGAAUCAAAGAUCCAACAUACAUUUACACCAAUACACACUUCUGCAUACUUAUUGAGGUCUUAUCAGUGCCAGAUAUAUUUGGAGUCCAUUCCAUGUGACAUUGGACAACAAAAUAUAUUUAGUAUUCAUAGAGUUUGCAAGACUAAUAAGCACAAAGAACUCAUCACAUUGGCAUCAACAUGUAAAUCAGUCUGUGUGUCAGCCUUGGACAUGCUAUGGAGAGACAUUACAACAUUGAGGCACUUUUUCCUGAUCAUUCCAGGAUGCACUGGAUGUGACCAAAAACUGUACCUGCCUUCCAACCCAGACUGGUCCAAGUUCAAUCAGGUGGCAGGGAGGGUCAAAACGCUCAACAUCAGGGAGAAUUUUUAUAGUCCAAACAAUGCACAAUCAGACUUGUCUGCCUACAAAGCUUUCGCAAAGACGUUUGGAGGCUCACCUCUGCUACCGCAGCUGCACUGUCUUACAUAUACCACACUCAGUACUGAGCAAGAUGUAUCUGCAGAGUUGGAGAGCCUGAUAACAGGGUGCUUGAACAAAAUGGAGUUCAAAGCUGAAGAAACGCUCAGCGAUAUGAUUCUGGAGCGUUUGGAGUCAACUUGUACCGAGAUAAAGGUACUCAGAUGGAAUAGGCCAUGGUGUUCACCAUAUCUGCCACAUGCUCUGUCAAGACUUCCAUCUCUGGGCAGAUUGGAGUUGAUUCGGAUCAUCCUUGGCAGCGAAAGCAUUGGCAUUCUCUCGACCUUGUCCUCACUUUCUCAUCUCAGUAUCAUUUUCUUCACCAACAAGUAUCAAAGCAUCAAGUCUUACAAAAGUACCAACCAGAUUCUCCCCAAUCUGGAAACUCUGGAGAUCUACAGAGAACUGGGGGAUGUUUCCCACUUCAUUUCUUACUUGAAUGUGAUGUGUUUGAUCUCCCUGGGGGUUACCAUCCCGUGGGUGACACCAAGGGGCUCAUACCCAUGGUCAUCCAUCGGCAAUGCCAUUUCCUCGUUAAAGACACUCUCCCUUAUGGCUUGUGGCUCAGAUGACCAAGACCAUGUUGACAUUGAAAGGUUGUUGGAGCCUUUUGGCAGUGCCACCACAAUCACCAAGCUGUCAAUGAGGUUUAUUUGCUGGAUGGAGGGAAACACACUUGACACACAUCUUUCAAAACUCUUGACCAACUAUCCACUUUUGGAGAGCCUGGAAAUCAUGUUCCAAGUGGAGUACUCUAAUUAUCAGGAUAUGGUGUCGCUGAAAGUGGUGUGCAAUGCAGUGAAAAGUUGCCCCAAGCUGAGGAGGAUCAGAUUCAUCGGCAACAUCAACCCGACCCUUCUAGAUGGUCUUGUAAUGGAUUCGUUCGCGAACCUGGAGGAACUGGAUUUGGGCAAAUCGAGGGCAAUGGAUGAGCAUGGCAGACAGGUGGAGUUGGAUAGAGAAAUGUUGGAAAUUGUUGUUCAGAGGCUUGUGCCAGUGCCUUGA